This is a messenger RNA of Anastrepha obliqua, 2671 nucleotides long. Its product is annotated as PHAF1 protein CG7083. Gene Ontology annotation, cellular component: trans-Golgi network. Lineage: Eukaryota; Metazoa; Arthropoda; Insecta; Diptera; Tephritidae. The coding region runs from base 396 to 1688 and encodes 430 amino acids. The transcript is spliced from 2 exons. Gene Ontology annotation, biological process: Golgi to plasma membrane protein transport. The record is from RefSeq and is a predicted model, not a curated record.
GCUGGGUGCUUUGUGUGGAUUUGUGUGUAUUACGUCGAAUCGAGAAACUGAAUUUAUUUUUACUUUUAUUUACCUUGAUUCAAAGUGUUUUAUUUUUAUAAUCAAACAAAUUUACUGAUAACAAUAUACGAUUUGCAACGAGAGAUAUUACUAACUAUACACAAACGCACAAAAGUAGCAAAAAAAGGUGGAUUAAAGAAGCGAAGUUCAGGGGCAAACGAGUCUCUUUUGGACACAAAGCAAAGGAGAAACGUUUAGGCGUGCCUGUGUUAAGGAUUAUACAAAAUACUAAUCAGUCCAAAAUUUCCAACAGUGUUCACCACAGUUGGCAAAAUAAGGAAAUUAGACAUCAAUAAAGUGUUCACUAGUUGAAAUUUAACACCUGCAGUCGUACCAUGUUGGAUUUAGAAAUCGUGCCAGAGUUGUCGCUUGGUUGUGAUGCUUGGGAAUUUGUCUUAGGCAUGCACUUUUCGCAAGCCAUAGCGAUCAUUCAAUCACAGGUGGGAAUCAUAAAGGGCGUGCAAGUACUUUAUUCAGAUACGAAUCCAUUGGGUGUGGAUAUCAUAAUUAACUUGCCACAAGAUGGUGUUCGCUUGAUUUUUGAUCCAGUUGUUCAACGUUUAAAAACUAUUGAAGUAUUCCACAUGAAGUUGGUAAAACUGAAGUACGGUGGAGUUCAUUUUAAUUCUCCCGAGGUGCUGCCUUCCAUUGAACAAAUUGAGCAUUCCUUUGGGGCUACCCAUCCAGGAGUAUAUGAUGCUGCGAAACAACUAUUUGCUUUGCACUUUCGAGGUUUAAGCUUCUUCUUCCCAGUGGAUAGCAAAUUACAAGAAGGUUACGCACAUGGUUUGGGAUCACUGAUCUUUUUAAGUGGCGCAUCGCCUGUUGUGUCUAAGAUGUCAUUGUAUGCCGGUAGUAAUGUUUCUGACACACGUGCUCCCCCGCUUCCAUUGUCUUGUUACCAUCGUCAAAUCUAUCUAGAUUCUGCAACUGUUUUGCGUUCCGCAAACGGUUAUACCAAGGGCCUAAAACUGAAGCUCUUCACUGAGGGUUCUAGUCGUGCUAUGGAACAACGGCGUCAAUGCUUCACAAGAGAAGUGCUCUUCGGUGACAGCUGCCAGGAUGUAGCUAUGAAGCUUGGUGCACCUAACCGAAUAUUCUUUAAGAGCGAAGAUAAAAUGAAAAUACAUUCAUCGAGAGUAAAUCGUCAGGCACAGAGUAAACGCAGUGAUACAUUUUUUAAUUAUUUCACACUUGGAAUAGAUGUAUUGUUCGAUGCUCGAACACAUACUUGCAAAAAAUUCGUUCUGCACACAAAUUAUCCGGGACAUUUCAAUUUCAAUAUGUACCAUCGUUGUGAAUUCAAGUUCAAUAUGAAUUUUGAAUAUGGAAAUUGCGAUCGAAGCAUAACCGACGACAUUGAAGUUAAUGCAUAUGCGAAGUGGGACGAGAUUAGUGCCGUAGUGCCAUCAGCUCGUCCGGUGGUGCUCCAUCGCGCCAGCUCAACAAACACUGCCAAUCCUUUCGGUGCAACCUUCUGCUACGGUUAUCAGGAUAUUAUAUUCGAGGUUAUGACGAACAACCAUAUCGCCUCUGUCACAUUGUAUAGUACGAUUCCACCGGCGAAGCAAAUCGAGCAGUCUUACCAGCAGCACAAAAUGCAAGACAUACGUUUAACAGUUGCGUGAGAAAACUCAAUUACAAGUGGACCGCAGUCUUGGACUUAUUCGCAGCGAUUCAAAGUUAUACAGAAUCGUAAAUAAUUUUAUUUAAAAGCAUAUUGUAAUAGAAAGAUAUAAGCCAACAGAUAUUAGAUGCUUAUAUUUGUAAAACAAGUGGUCACUCAACUUUAUAUAGCAAAUGUUACUUUAUAAUAUACUACCUAAAUUCUUACACACACACAUAUUAAAGCGGCAUUGGGGCAAGAGGAAAAUACCAACAGGAAAAUAUAUACAUACAUAUGUAUGUAUAUAUGGAAGGCCAAAAUUGAACAUUUUUAAAUAAAGUUUCUUUAUACUUAGUUUAGUACAAUUAAAUCUUAAAAUAUUCUCAUUACAUGAUCGAUUACUUUUUAAAGAAUGGCUUGCUUCCUUUUGUCUUAGUGCUGUCUAAUAAUGCUGAUUACACGACUGUGGUCCGCGAAACAAGCGGCUAUGCAUAUACAAUAAUAUAAAUUUGAUUUCCCGUUCAAUUAUGUAUGAACAGUUUUAUUUUAUACUGAACGCUUAUCGGCUAAAAUCUAUCAAAAGUUUGAAGACAUUGACUAUAUGUUAAUAAAAUAUACUUAGGACGUAAGUAAAUGUUUACAUAACAAUAAUAAAGUUUAAUUAAAUCACCGUUUGGAAAUAUAGUACAUAAGUUUACAUACAAACAUACGUAUAAUAGUGUAUCUUAACUUACGUAAAUGUACACAGCAUUUUGACAUGUGAAAUACUUCGUAUGACUAAAUAUUGCUGCUUGGCUGAUUAGUCACUGAAGAGACCACUUAGGGGUGUUUACGUUUUAUUAAUACUUGUAUUGAGUUUCUAAAGUUUCUACUUUAUUAUAUUAAUUGUACUUGCACAUUUUUAUCCCGUUAGAUAAAAAGAUAUAAAGUAAAAAAAAGUAAAAAAUUUAUUAAAAAAAUAAUAAAAAAUUAUAUCUAUUAAAGUAAGAAAAAAAUUAAUAAAAA